AUGUCACAUUCGAUCCACUCAUCAAUCAAGGAGAUUCAAAAAGACAUGUAUUUCGGGACAGAAGUGCUCAACCGAGUCUCCUUCUUGCGCGAGGAUAACGAGUUCAUCACGCGCUCGUUAUUCCACCCCAGCACCAGGUUCAUCUUUUUCAACAGACAGCAGCCGUUGGUGUACAAGAACUAUGGCACAAAGUUGGCGAUUUUGACCAACGGCAACAACCAGGUCAACAUUGACGAGUUGACACCAGGAGUGCAUGACAAGUUGGGGGUCACGGGCACAAAGUUCCUCGCGAAUGGGUUAUACGAGGGUAUCCCCGGUUGGAAACUGGUGUUGAACACGUGGAAUGAGGAUAAUAGGAACCACGAUAAGGAAUUGAGAGCUGGCGGGAAGCCGAUUUUCUUGUUUAUGGGGCUAUUGGACGAGUCAAUUGGGUUAGAUGUCAAUUCCUUGAAAGGUGAGUCUGAGCCUGCUGUAAGCGAGGACGACGAUGGUGAAAAGUAUUUGGACCACCAGGGCCGGUACCAAGGUAUCGCGUACUAUGCAGUUGACGUGACGAGAAAUCAAGAAUUGAGCCAGCAAUUGAUUGAAUUUGUCAACAGGUGCGUGAAUGAACAACAGGGAACCGCCACAAGUAAGCCGAAACUGGCAGAGGAAAAUGGAGUUUACUAUACCCACUCGAGAAAACACUUUCUCCUGUUUGAACAUAAAGAGGCAAGCUUGUACAGCUACGGCGCCAUGUUCUUCAACUGGCUCAAGACCAACAAGUUCUGCCCCGGGUGCGGCCACCCCACCAUCCCCAUCCACGCUGGCGGCAAACUAGCAUGCACCAACGACGCUAAAACCGAACCCACCGCGGAGAAACCCGAGCCCAGAUUCAUCUGCCCCGUGCGCAGCGCCACCGUGUCCAACGUCUCCUUCCCGCGCACCGACAUGGCCAUCAUCUCCAUCAUCACCAACCGCGACAGAUCCAAGAUCUUGCUUUCGUUGGGCAAGCGCCACGCCAUCACCAAGAUGUACUCGUGCACGGCGGGGUUCAUGGAGCCGAGCGAGACGGUGGAGAUCGCCACUAAGCGCGAGAUCUGGGAGGAGACGGGCGUCAACUGCGCUGAGGUUUCUAUCGUUAUGACUCAGCCUUGGCCGUUCCCGCUGAAUUUGAUGAUUGGAUGCAUGGGUGUGGUUGAUUUCAACGGCACCGAUGAGGUUAUCCAUUUGGGCCACGAUAACGAGUUGUUGGACGCAAGGUGGUUCGAUACUUCCUUUGUGCGGAAGUUGGUUUAUCCCGACGAAGUUGCUGCUGGCGAGGACGAGCUGUUCAACCCUGAGGGGAUCUUGAUUCCCAUGUCGGAGAGUAUUGCGUUUUCUUUGAUUAAGCUUUGUGUGGAUGAGGCGAGGAACGCGCACAAGUUGUGA
This is a messenger RNA of Lodderomyces beijingensis, 1410 nucleotides long. The record is from the annotation of a GenBank genome assembly. Lineage: Eukaryota; Fungi; Ascomycota; Pichiomycetes; Serinales; Debaryomycetaceae.